Molecule: messenger RNA, 3312 nt
Organism: Oncorhynchus gorbuscha (pink salmon)
Lineage: Eukaryota; Metazoa; Chordata; Actinopteri; Salmoniformes; Salmonidae
Product: interferon regulatory factor 2-binding protein 2-A-like
Exons: 2
Coding region: 1067-2656 (529 amino acids)
Biological process (GO): regulation of transcription by RNA polymerase II
Cellular component (GO): nucleus
Molecular function (GO): transcription corepressor activity
Source: RefSeq, a predicted model, not a curated record
CAGAGGACAGAGAGAUCACCGCCCUGUUGUUUACUGUAGCCUAUACGAAGAUCAACGGUUAGUAUAGGAAUUUGCACACUGAAAGCUGUGAAAAUGAAACCCUUUCAACCUUUUGCAUGCUCAUGAAUAUUCAUGAGUAGAAUUAGGCUGCGGUAACGACGAGGCUACGGGUUUGGUAUGACGCGGAGCGCCUACGGGAUGAAAUGUGGACGUGUUACUUUGUUGCAGCUACUGAACGAUUGUGCCUAAUAGUCGGGAUUUAGGGAACAUUUUACGCAUCGAAAGGGUCUGUCUGUAGUUGCUGUAACCGGGGAAAGGUGAUUUCCUAUACCACAUUACAAACGCAUAAAAAUAUAUAUAUAUAUUUAUUGUGAAAAGAGCCUAAACAGAGUGCAGAAUGGUAUUUUUUAGACAUAUCUCUAAUGCACAAAACACACUGGCCUCUCUGCCACAAUAUCUAGCAUAUUUCGACUCGAAUAUUCUUUAGAAAAGAGAGGAAAAAAGAGGAUAUUAAUCGUGGAUAUCUUUUCCGUUUUAACUUGAAGCAGAAGGCAACAACCACACUGUUCCCGUCUCUCCCACCCCCGAUCUGGCGGUGGCUGGUUGGUUGUAAACCUUCUUGGCAAAGGUUCAAGUAGUGAUUAAAUAAAAUAAAAUAAAAAUGGGGGCGACGGAGACUGGCGUGACUGAGCAUGCGCCUGAGGGGGCUGCCGUCGAAGAAUGAAGUAAAUAGAAUGUUGUCGGUGCCCGGGCGGUGACGUCACCUCUCCACACCGGGACUGGGCUGAGCGGAGGCUGUAGGCGAGGCAGUAAGAGAGACAGAUAGAGGACGCGUCAGUCGUAGUAGUCUAAAAAAACAUCCUCCCUGCUGUCAUGCACUUCUGUUUGUAACUUAAUUGUUUGUUGCUAUAGUCAGGAGACCGACGGAGAGGAGUAGAGGACGUAUUCUUCUUUUUAAGAGACGGAAGGACCUGUGUCUGAUUUCUAAAAAGGACUAGGAGAUAUCCACACACAGAGACCUGGGUUAGAGAGAGAUUUAACGUCGUUUUUCGGUGAAAGGGAAGCUAUGUCGUCCGCGACGGUAGCUGCUUCAAGAAGGCAGUCUUGUUAUUUAUGCGACCUGCCCCGCAUGCCCUGGGCUAUGAUCUGGGAUUUUACCGAGUCCAUCUGCAGGGGAUGUGUCAACUACGAAGGAGCUGACCGGAUCGAGUUUGUGAUUGAGACAGCCCGGCAGCUGAAGCGGGCUCACGGUUUACAGGAGGGGAGAUCUCCGGGGCCCGCUAAACAGCAGCAGCUCUCGGGGAAAGAAAUCCAUGCUAAUCACCACGGGUCUGGAGGAGACAACGGUUCCCGACCACCUCAGCCCCUUGACCGCUACCCCCUCUCCACCUCGGACCGUCCUCCGCGGCUGGGGCCGGAGUACCAGUCUGGGAGACAGGCUAACGGCAUUCCGUUACCUAAUGGAUUUCCUAAACCGGACGAUCCACCAGAGCUUAACCGGCAGAGCCCAAACCCGCGCAGGAAUAACACGGUUCCCCCUAAUCUAGUGCCUUUGGUGAACGGGAACAUGUCCUCCGUGCACGCCGUUAACGGCCGACCGAUGGGGCACCCGGGGUCAGGUUUGAUGGCUGGUAGCCCCAACGGGCACGGCGGUAAGCGCCCGGCCUCGUUCUCCAGCAUCGAGCAACACGAGAAGGAUAAGCACAGACCGGAUAGCCUGACGCCGGAAAUAGAGAACCACAAACAAAGGACGGAUGACUGGAUGAACAAGGGGAAAACGGUCAGGGACUUGAUGGCUCUCCAUACCUUCGACAACAGGUUCAAGAAGGAUCCUGCCUCCAUGCAACAGAGGGUGAUGGGCUAUGAGCAACAACAGAACGCCGCAGGUUCUAAAUCAGACAGGGGAAAACACCCGCGGACCAUGAAGAGGAAAGCAUCGCCGGAACCGGAGGGAGAGAGAGAGGGAACCGCCGCCAAGCAUAACGGAGAGGACAGACAGCAGUGGUUACCGGGUCCACCGUCUGACCGUGACGGACAUAAAAUGACCCCGGGACCACCACCAAGCUUCUCCUCCGUCCCCACCAUAUCCCCCCACUCACGCACCACCCCACCGGAAGCUGCGCAGAACGGCCAGUCCCCCAUGGCGGCUCUGAUCCUCGCGGCAGACAACGCCGGUGGUGGCGGGAACAGCUCGCCCAAAGACGGGAACCAGGUCCACUCCACCACGCGGCGCAACAGCAGCAGCCCGCUCUCGCCCUCCUCCAUGAACCAGAACCGGCGGCUUGGACAGGGAAGAGAUGGUACUGGUGGCGCGGGGACAACUCACGUGUCAGGAGGAGGCGUGGACCAAGGGCACGGACCUCAAAGCAUUCCGGACCCGUCAGUACCCGGGAGCGUACCCCUCUGCUGCACGCUCUGUCACGAGAGGUUAGAGGACACACACUUUGUUCAGUGUCCGUCGGUUCCCUCGCACAAGUUCUGCUUCCCGUGUUCGCGGCAGAGUAUCAAACAACAAGGAGCCACCGGGGAGGUGUACUGUCCCAGCGGGGAGAAGUGCCCGUUGGUCGGCUCUAACGUACCGUGGGCUUUCAUGCAAGGAGAAAUCGCUACCAUCCUUGCAGGAGAAGUCAAAGUAAAAAAAGAGAGGGAUACUUGAUUUUCAUUUUCAACAUGGGGAAGGGAUUGUUGUGGGGGGGGGGGGGAGUUCAAAUACAGCUAUAUAAAUAUACAAAUACCACAUACCUACUGCAUACCAUCCAAGCAAACUAAUGGACUAUGUACAUAGUGGACCCAAACCGUAGGGACUACUGCACACCAUCCAAGCAAACUAAUGGACUAUGUACAUAGUGGACUCAAACCGAAGGGACUACUGUAUACUUCAGUAAAACAUGACUGUAAUGUUUUUAGAUUUUUUGGGAAUACAUUGUGUUUGUAUAUUUUUGAAGAUGAAGGUAUGUAAUCAUAAUAAAAUAGGACUCUUCUUGGUUGAUGUACUUCUAAGUUUACAUCUCAAAUGGCACCCUAUUCCCUAUUGCAAUGCACUACUUUUUUAACCAGAACCCCCUAGGGGGAAACCCAUAGGGCUCUCUGGUCAAGACUAGUGCUUUAGGUAAGGUACAGGGUGGUUGUUUGGGACGUGACCUGUCUGAUAGCAGUUCCUUUUCAAAACGUAGAAUGUGACUGAUGAUGACUAGCCUCUCUCUCUCUCUCUGUAAGCGUCCAACUGAAAUCAUUUAACUGUAAUGUGUAUAUGCGCUUGUUUCAACAAAAAAAAUAAUUGCCAAAAUACAAUUUGUGAUCUUGUAUGAAGAA